Messenger RNA from Fulmarus glacialis (Northern fulmar), 847 nucleotides. It is a transcript of the gene SRI, whose product is annotated as sorcin. The transcript is spliced from 7 exons. The annotation marks the transcript as partial. NCBI's taxonomy places the organism in Eukaryota, Metazoa, Chordata, Aves, Procellariiformes, Procellariidae. The record is from RefSeq and is a predicted model, not a curated record. Gene Ontology annotation, molecular function: calcium ion binding.
UAUGGAGGAGCUCCAGGAGGACCAGCAUUCCCUGGACAAGCUCAGGAUCCUUUGUAUGGUUAUUUUGCUGCAGUAGCAGGGCAGGAUGGACAAAUAGAUGCUGAUGAGCUACAGAGAUGUCUCACCCAGUCAGGGAUUGCAGGAGCAUAUAAACCUUUCAACUUAGAGACUUGCAGACUCAUGAUCUCAAUGCUGGAUAGGGAUAUGUCUGGCACACUGGGAUUUAAUGAGUUUAAAGAACUCUGGGCUGUGGUCAAUGGCUGGAAGCAACACUUCGUAAGUUUUGACAAUGAUAGAAGUGGUACAGUGGAUCGUCAAGAACUGGAGAAAGCCUUGAUUAAUAUGGGAUUUAGACUGAGCCCACAGGCAGUGACUGCAAUCACAAGGCGAUACAGCACUCGUGGAAAGAUUACAUUUGAUGAUUACAUUGCCUGCUGUGUGAAACUCAGAGCUCUCACUGAAUGUUUUAGAAGAAGGGAUACAUCUCAGCAGGGUUUUGUGAACUUCCAGUAUGAUGAUUUCAUACAGUGUGUUAUGAGCAUCUAAAUCAGGAAGGAAGCUGUGGAUGAUCACGAUUAACAUUCCAGUUUGUGUUUUGCUUUGCCAAAUCUUCCAAUGAUUGUGUAUCUCAAUAUUGGAAAUUGCGUAUUCUAUGAAGAUACUGCUUUAUACACUUGCAUUUUUUUAGUUUUGACAAUGACUAUAAACUACUCAUGUACUGUCAUCUUUAACUUUCAACCUGUGACUAUUAAAGAUGUUUUUUAUUUUCAUAAACUUGCAAUUCACUAUGUAUAACUCAAAUUAUGCAGAUAGUAAGUUCUUCUCUGUGUGUUUACUUUUUUCCCUG